UGUAAGUUAGGCGUGAUGAGAUGAACCUCCGAAAAUGAUUUAACUGCUCAUGGAAAUAUACAUCAUUCAUUAUAUUGCGUGGCAAUGAACCAACGGAUGUACGUUACCAUGACACUGUCUACAGGCAGCAUACAGCAUUCUGAUGAACAUUAUAGCAUGCCGUAUCUAAACAAACAAUUACCCCUAAACACACUCCCGCUAUUUUAAUGGAAAUAUCAAAAUGAUGUGGCAGCCAUCUUAAAUUCAACGGAGGAGAUUACUACAGAAGAGUAGCUCCAGACAGGAAAUCAGAUCUAUUUGAUACAGUUCUAUAAUGUACUGCUAGUUCAACGACAAACGUAAACACACCGUAACGUCAGCUAGAAACUGGGAAACUACCUAUGCUAGCUAGCUACGAAGCUGAAGUAUCUUAGAAACUUUGCACAUGUGCUGUUGCUGUCCUUUGAACUAUGAUCAGCACUUACCGCCGAUUCAAUGGCACAGAAAUAUUGCAGCUAACUAUUAAUGUAGUUUUAUAGGUGUCAUUAGCGACGAGGAAAUGUUGCUAGGUUUGGUUAGUUAGCUAGCAGCUAGCUAAGGCAAAGCGUUGCCCACACAGUUAUCUAGCAGAUAACGAAUUGUAACGUUACUCUACUUAACAAAGCUUGGGAAAACUUGUGUAAAAAGUGUCACCCAGUAGAUGGAGACUUCUUUGGGAUCUCUGCAAAACCUAGACUUAAGCUCGGUCCUAUCGUCAUGUGAGCCAGAACUUCAAGAGCUUAUGCGACAGAUUGAUAUUAUGAUCAGUCGUCAUAAGAGUGAGUGGGAAGCUGAGAUCCAGGCUCUGGAGCUUCGUCUGAAACAUGGUGAAGAAGAACUUGUGUCAUCUAGGAACCAAAUUGAGCAGAGGGACUUGGAGAUUGGAUUGCUCAGCAAGCAGCUAGAGGACACCCAGACUGCUAGACAAGAGUUAAUUUCCAAGUAUGAAGAACAACUUCAGAAUGUCCGUGAUGAGUUAACUAAAUUGAAGAAGAGCUAUCAGAAGCUUCAGCGGAAACAGCUCAAGGUGGCCAAUGGAGGAACAAAUGACAAAGAGAGAGACGAUUCAGAGGUGACACGCCUCACUAAUACGAUUCGGGAAUAUCACCAGCGUUCCAGUGCAUGGGAACAACAGAGAACCCAGUAUCAAAAACAGCUGGUGACACUGGAGGCCCAGAGGAAGAGUCUAGCUGAUCAGCUUGCACACAUGAAAGAGUCAUCCUGGCAGAAGGAGAGGGAGGACAGCAACUGUUACUCAGAGGUGCAGCAUCUCCGGAUCCAGUUAGAAAAGGCUCAGGGCACCUUGCACUCACAAGAGCUGGAGCUGGAGCGCCUCCGACACCUUCAGGUGCUUGCAGAGGAACGGGAGGAGCUCCACGCUACCCUGGAAUCCCAGGAUGCUUUCUUACAAAGAACUGGCCUUCAGCGCCAAAGGCUUUGUAAUGAAGUUGAGAGACUUUGCCAAGUACUGCAAGCCAAAGAUCAAGUCAUUCGUUCUCUGGAGGAUUGUCUGGCAGUGCAGGGCUUCGCUGGUGUGGGAAGCCUCGCACAAGAUCUGGAGAGGACUGCAACCAAGCUGCACUCUGCCCAGGCCUUGGAGGUUCAUCUCAAUACUGAACUAGCACAACUCAAAGAGAGACUAGAGAAAGUGAGCAGACAGAAAGGCAACCACUCAAAGACAGAGCAAGAUCUGAAGAAUAUUAAAGAGGAACGUGAUCGCUCUGUUGCUGAAGUGAAAAGGCUCCAGGAAGAACUGCAUAGGGCCAAGCAGACCCGUACUGGCGAGGUGGAGGGAAUGAGAAAGGAGGUCUCAAAGUUGACCAGUGAGCUGCACCAGCGUGACGUCACCAUUGCCAAGCUGAGCAGCUCAGUGUCCAGCACUGAGCGGCAGCUUUGUGGUGAAGUGGAGCAGGCAGAGCGUAAGGCAGCUGAACUGAAGGUCACUCAGGUGCAGCUGGAGACUCUGAAGAUUGAGAACCAACAUCUAAAUGAUCUACUACAGAGACUGGAGUCUCAGUCACCCAAGAGAGGGGAGUCCGUGCUUGCAUCCCUGAGGGAGAGUUAUGUGUCAUCUCUGAGCAGCCUUGAGCAGGAGAAUAGGCAACUAAGGCAGGAUCUAGUCGAGAUGUAUACCCGGCUUGAGGCAAACACCCAGACUUGUAAUGGAGAUACUAGAGAUCACAAACACGGGGAAGAGGUGCAGGCCAUCAAAGCUAAAAUGCAGGGGAACACCACUCGCUCCGAGGGGGAGAUCCAUAGGCUCCUUAAACAGCUGGGGAGGCUCUCCAAUUCCCCUGGACAGCAGCACUGCAGCCAGGCCAAAGACAGCAGCUCUAAUUCUCCAGCCUCGUCAUCCUCGUCCUCAUGCUCCUCAAGCAGUAGGAGUCGACUGCCUAGGACAAACUCGGUGCCUACCGACAUUCCUAGUGACUCUGUAGCUGAGGGCCAAAGCUCCAGCUCUGAAGAAGCUUUGAACCUUCUGGCCAGAGAAGACAUCGUGCCAAAGGAGCUCAGAACAGCCUCACCUGCAAAUGACAUGGUCUCUCAUUUCUUGGAGGAGGAAGGUUUGCACUCUAAGGAGCUUCUACGAAGACUGGACACCCACAUCCAGGGUAUGAGAGAGGACAACAUCAAAACAGUGCUCAAGUACCUACCGAGUGACUCAGGGCCUGGCUCUGACCAGGCUUCUCCUGUACAGAAAGCUCAGUGACCGAUAGCAUGAGAUAUAUAUGAAAAAAGUGCCUUCAACUGCACUCUAACUGGAGCCUUUUUUGUUUUAGUGUGCUCAGCUACACAUUUGAAAUCAAUAUACCAGCCAAGGGACCUCUGAGUUCACCCAGACAUUUCUUAGUGUAGGCCAAGUCAUAUGAGGUUAUGCUUAUGAAGGAUUGUAUAGUUUUGUAGUUUUGAGCUGAUUUGGUCAGAUUGCUGCUGCCAGUGAUUUUCUCUUCUCCUGUUUUAUAAAUAUUGAAAUUAUCUGUAGGCAGAAGAUGAAAUAUGAUUUUUCUCCUUUUGGGGGUUUGCAAAAGAGGUCAGUUAACUUGUCGCAUAGCUAUUGAUAUGCUAAUUGUUCUUCUGCCACAAUCAGAUGUCCAUAAUGCCUAUCUAAUAUCUGUCCAAUGUUUUUGCCUGUUGCUUCAGAGAACCCUAACUAUAAGUAAAGUGUGUUUCCAUUACUGGCCGUGCAAAAGAUGAGGUAAUUGUGGGCUUAAGUUCCCAAGGAUGAAGAUCUUAUUUUAAUACAAGCUUUGCGUUAAAGCAGAUCUGCACCAGAGAGAAAAAACUUUAGUGAACCAAAGGUGUGAUCACCUGUCUGUGACCGGGAGAAUCCCACAUAUGUCCAUGUCUAUCCAAAGAUAACAGCGGGCAGGGAUGGACAGAAGUUCAGCUUAUAGCUCUCCUCAUUUUCCCAGCCACCCACCUCCCCACCUUCCUGCUUCCCUAACAAAGUUUCAAUGGAGGAAUGUGAGCACCAUGCCAAUGCCGUCAUGAACCUUCCCCUGCGGCCUGCCUCUUGUUCAUCAUGAGAAAACUUAUGGAAUGUUAAUAUCAACCAUGUGGGACACUGAACUUCAGAAAUGCUGAAAGGCCAGGGGGAAAUACUUGUAUUUUAUUGAUUUCUUAAUGCAGGACACACUGGUAGAAUAAUUGUAUGGAAUAAAGGAUAAAAAGUGCCAUUUCUC
Molecule: messenger RNA, 3701 nt
Organism: Myripristis murdjan (pinecone soldierfish)
Lineage: Eukaryota; Metazoa; Chordata; Actinopteri; Holocentriformes; Holocentridae
Gene: cep63
Product: centrosomal protein 63
Exons: 14
Coding region: 680-2728 (682 amino acids)
Biological process (GO): de novo centriole assembly involved in multi-ciliated epithelial cell differentiation; centriole replication
Cellular component (GO): centriole
Source: RefSeq, a predicted model, not a curated record